Molecule: messenger RNA, 2271 nt
Organism: Oncorhynchus kisutch (coho salmon)
Lineage: Eukaryota; Metazoa; Chordata; Actinopteri; Salmoniformes; Salmonidae
Product: solute carrier family 23 member 2
Exons: 12
Coding region: 123-1940 (605 amino acids)
Biological process (GO): transmembrane transport
Cellular component (GO): membrane
Molecular function (GO): transmembrane transporter activity
Source: RefSeq, a predicted model, not a curated record
GCAUUCCUAAGGUCCAGAGUUUCUCUGAGUUUUCCAGUGAGUGUGUAGUGUGUGGAGAAGUUUGAGGGGUCCCUGUGAGCCUCAGCAUCCAGCCACCACUGUCUCUGUGCCUACGCACCAGCAUGCAUCUUACCCAGGACCCGAAAGUUGAGAUAGGAUUGAGCGAUCAGGGGACGGUCAACCCUGCCUUUGGGGGCCCAGACAGUGGUCAGUCAGAGAGGAUUGACAUGGAUGGGGCUCACACGGAGGGUCUGGAAGAAGGUCAGGAGGACCAGAACAAAGGCCUGGACCUGGUCUACUCCAUCAAUGAUAGGCCACCAUGGUAUCUCUGCAUCCUGCUGGGCUUCCAGCAUUAUAUCCUGGCAUUCGGUGGCAUAAUUGCAGUGCCUCUGAUCCUGGCCGAGCCUCUCUGUAUUGGAAACAACAACGCCGCCAAGAGCCUACUCAUCUCCACCAUAUUCUUUGUGUCGGGUGUGUGCACAUUGCUUCAGACCACUAUCGGAACCAGGUUGCCAAUCCUCCAGGGGGGUACCUUUAGCUUCAUCACCCCCACUCUGGCCAUACUUGCUCUGCCUAAGUGGCAGUGCCCUGCCCCCAGUGCCAUGUCCCAGCAGCUUCAAAAUGCCACUGGCUCCCUGCUAAUGGACUCUGAUGAGGUGUGGAAGUUACGCAUGAGAGAGAUCCAGGGGGCCAUCUUGGUGUCUUCCCUGCUCCAGCUAGUACUGGGCUUGUCAGGUCUAGUUGGUCUGGUGCUGAAGUUUAUCGGGCCCCUGGCCAUUGCUCCCACCAUCAACCUCAUUGGCCUCUCACUCUUCAUAGAAGCCGGGAAGAAAUCUGGGGCCCACUGGGGAAUAGCUGCCCUGACAGUGUGCCUCAUCCUUCUGUUUUCUCAGUACCUGAGCAAAGUUGAAGUUCCUUUAAUUGCUUACAAGGAUAAGAAGUGGGAAGUGUUCCAGUAUCCUCUCUUUAAGCUGUUUUCAGCUUUGUUUGGGAUGUGUGGUGCCUGGUUGGUCUGCUUUUUGCUAACCAUCUUUGAAGCCCUUCCCUCUCAGCCGGACCAGUAUGGCUACACAGCCAGGACUGACGUGAACCUGGAUGCCAUCACCAGCGCACCAUGGUUCCACGUCCCAUAUCCAGGCCAAUGGGGCAUGCCCACAGUGAGUGUGUCCUCGGUGUUGGGCAUGAUGGCUGGCGUCCUUGCCUCCACCAUGGAGUCCAUUGGGGACUACUAUGCCUGUGCCCGUCUGUCUGGUGCCCCUCCUCCGCCCACCCACGCAAUCAACCGGGGUAUCGCUGUGGAGGGCAUUGGCUGCAUCCUGGCGGCGCUGUGGGGCAGCGGGAACGGCACCACAUCCUAUAGCCAGAACAUUGCAGCACUGGGCAUCACUAAAGUUGGCAGCAGACUGGUCCUUCAGACCGCUGGUCUCCUGAUGAUUAUCCUAGGACUCGUUGGGAAGUUCGGGGCCAUUUUCAUCACCAUCCCAGACCCGGUCAUCGGAGGCAUGUUCCUCGUCAUGUUUGGAAUGAUUGCAGCUGUGGGAAUCUCCAACCUUCAGUACGUGGACCUGAACUCCUCCAGGAACUUACUCAUCUUGGGCUUCUCAACCUUCAGUGGCCUGGUGCUGCCUACCUGGUUCCACUCAAACCCAGGCAUCAUUGACACAGGGGUAAAAGAACUGGACCAAGUUAUAGUUGUUCUCUUCACUACGCAUAUGUUCAUCGGUGGGUUCUUUGGAUUUGUAUUGGACAAUACGAUUCCAGGCACUGAAAAAGAGAGGGGCAUUAAAAGUUGGCGUAAGAAAGUGACAGAGGAAGGCAGCACGAUGACAGAACGGUCCUGCUACGAUAUACCUUUUUGUACUAACUGUUUACAGAGGUUCAAGUUCUUCCAGUACCUGCCUUUCCUUCCAUCUUACAAGUCUCCAGAACUUAGAACAUAAGAAUGUCUCCAGUCUUAACUGGACCCCAGGAAGACUAGAGGUGGCUAAGGUGCCAACUAAUGGAGAUCUGAAGAAUAAAGAACAAAGAACUUGUGAUUAGCACACUGUUAGCACCACUAGUAUUCUCCACCACACUUUUAGACUGAGUCUGCCAGCAGCUGUGGCUUUACUGCCAAUGGCAUCAUAACACAGGGAGGUGGGUACAGACUUGGAACUGUCACACACCUGGUUCUUCUCUCUUAUUUGUCAAAAUCCAAUGCAAUUACUUUCCAUUUCACUGGAAGCGAGGGGGAGAAUUCGCAAAUGCAAAUAAAUUACAUAUUUAAGUCAA